This is a messenger RNA of Quercus lobata, 1853 nucleotides long. RefSeq names its product GRAS family transcription factor (gene SHR). Bases 117 to 1421 code for a protein of 434 amino acids. The transcript has a single exon. The record is from RefSeq and is a predicted model, not a curated record. NCBI's taxonomy places the organism in Eukaryota, Viridiplantae, Streptophyta, Magnoliopsida, Fagales, Fagaceae.
CUCAACUAUUAUAUAUUGCUUUCUAUAUUACAGUGUUGUACUUGGCCAUUUCUGAGCCUAAAAUGAAAUUGAGCUUUGCAAAUGUGGCUUAGAGUCAAAGGGGCUCCAUAACCCACAUGGACAUAACUCUUUUCACUCCGGAAGAAUCACCCUUCUUCCAGUCCACCCAGCAGAGCAAUGGUCAGGCAGCAAUAGAUAUGCAUAGCAACAAUCAGCCUCAACAUAGCCACACAUCGACAAGCCGAUCAUCUGACUCUGGUGUGCUGCCUAGUGCAUCAGGUAAAUGGGCCUCAAGACUUCUCAAGGAGUGUGCACAAGCUAUAUCCGAGAAGGACUCUAGCAAAAUCCAUCAACUUCUAUGGAUGUUGAAUGAGCUUGCUUCACCUUAUGGAGAUUGUGAUCAGAAAUUAGCAUCUUAUUUCUUACAAGCUCUAUUUUGUAAGGCCACGGAGUCCGGCCAACGAUGCUACAAAACACUAACUUCAGUGGCUGAAAAGAGCCACUCCUUUGAUUCAGCUAGGAAAUUGAUACUAAAGUUCCAAGAGGUAAGUCCAUGGAUGACUUUUGGUCAUGUAGCUUCAAAUGGUGCUAUUUUGGAAGCUUUAGAGGGUGAGACCAAACUUCACAUAAUUGAUAUAAGCAACACCCUUUGCACCCAAUGGCCUACUUUGCUAGAAGCUUUGGCUACAAGAAAUGAUGACACCCCUCAUUUAAAGCUUACUGUUGUGGUGACAACUAGUACAGUCAAGUCAGUCAUGAAGGAAGUAGGUCAGAGAAUGGAAAAGUUUGCAAGAUUAAUGGGAGUACCCUUUGAGUUUAAUGCUAUAAUGGGGCUAAAUCAUUUGGCAGAGCUCACAAAAGAAGUACUAGGUGUUCAAGAGGAUGAAGCUACUGUGGUGAAUUGUAUUGGGGCCUUGAGAAGAGUCGAAGUAGAGGAAAGAGGAGCUGUGAUUCAAAUGUUCCAAUCGCUUAGGCCUCGAGUUGUGACCAUUGUUGAAGAAGAAGCAGACUUAUCAAGCUCAAGAGAUGACUUUGUGAAGUGCUUUGAAGAGUGCCUUAGGUUCUAUACAUUGUACUUUGAGAUGCUAGAGGAAAGCUUUGUCCCAACAAGUAAUGAGCGAUUAAUGUUGGAGAGGGAUUGCUCAAGGAGCAUAGUUAGGGUUUUGGCUUGUGAUGAUGAAAAAAGUAGUGAAGAAGAUUCUGAGAGAAGGGAGAGAGGGAGCCAAUGGUCUGAGAGGCUCAAGGAGGCAUUUUCACCAGUUGGGUUUAGUGAUGAUGUUGUGGAUGAUGUCAAGGCAUUGCUAAAGAGGUACAAAGCUGGUUGGGCACUUGUGCUACCACAAGGAGAUCAUGAUGACUCAGGAAUUUACUUGACAUGGAAGGAAGAACCAGUACUUUGGGCUUCAGCAUGGAAACCAUAAUUGAUAUAUGGUAUAAUAAGGACCAUUGCUAGCCUAUACACUCAAGUUUAGCAUGGGAUUAAUGCACAAGUUAUUGGAAGCCAUGAACAUUAUAUGGAGUUUCAAGCUAGCUAAUCUUAUCUUUUUAUUUUCUAUCUUCUUAUUAUUCAUGCGCAUUUGUAGUCUUAUAUUUAUGUCCAACUUUUCUUCAGCUUUAUGCUUGGGAGUUUGUGUUGCUUCUUUUUCUUUUUAUUUCAUUGCUCUUGUUUGAAGGUGUUUGCACUUGUACCUCGCUUUAUAAUUUAUCCAAUGGCAUUGUACUUCCCGUUUGGAUUGCUUGCUUAUUUCCUUCCCUCUCAUCCGUAAGUGGAUUUAUGUAUAAGGAAUAUUACACACAUAUAAACGCCUAUGUAUGUGUGUGUGCAUUGUGUAAGUGUUUGAAGUGUAAUACAG